AACCGGGACUCGGAUAGUUUCUGUUAAUAUGAAGUAUUUUGAUUGGAUCUUAAUAACAGUUUAGCUAUAAACCAAUCAUACAAUUCAUUUUGAGUUUUGACAGUAGCAUUAACUGUCAUCCACCUACUAGAAGUUAGUACUAAAUACUAAUAUAAUUUUCUAAAAUUAAAAAAAAGCAUAUGAAAAAAAUUUCAGGUUCUCAAUUUUUUGCCGCAAAAUAAAUUUUCGGUCCUUAAGAAACAGUGCAGAAUGCCAUUAUAGAAUUAAGUGAUGAACGUUGGUUAUGAUGCAACGGGAUGAUAAGUUGUACCUGCAUGUUAUGUGUAUGUAGGAGUGACUUAUCUAUAAUAUUGGCAUUGCCGUAAGGUACAGCUAACGAAAACCGUGACUAUUUCCUUCCCGUAUGGCUGCUUAUGUUAAUCGAACAAUGUCGAUGAUGGCCGGCGAUGGGCCCCACAAUGUUGCAAUGAACAAUGGCACAAUGCGUGUAAAUGUGGGUAAUGUGGAUUCACCUCUGCAGAUAUUUGUGAGAGCUAAGAAGAAGAUCAAUGACAUAUUUAUUGAGAUUGAUGAUUAUGUCAAGGAUGCAGUUACAUUCAUGCAUGCCGUCUCAGGAGAGAAUGGAAUUGCAACACCUCAAGAUGUUGCAAAUGUUGAAGCAUAUGUUAGUAAGGUUGAAGCUAUACGGGAAGUACUCAAACGGGACCACAUGAAAGUUGCAUUUUUUGGAAGAACCAGUAAUGGCAAAAGUACAGUAAUAAAUGCAAUGUUGCACGAUAAAAUCCUGCCGAGUGGUAUCGGUCACACAACCAACUGCUUCCUUCAAGUGGAGGGCUCAGAUACUGAUGAGGCAUUUCUGAAGACUGAGGACUCAGAGGAAAAGCAUAAUGUCCAGUCGGUCAGUCAACUGGGCCACGCAUUGUGCACUACGCGUCUCCAAGAGUCAUCGUUGGUGCAUAUCUAUUGGCCGAGGGAGCUUUGCGCAUUACUCCGGGAUGAUGUGGUGCUGGUGGACAGCCCUGGAGUGGACGUGUCGCCCAAUUUAGACGAAUGGAUCGAUAAAUACUGUUUGGAUGCUGAUGUGUUUGUGCUCGUGGCGAAUGCAGAGUCAACGCUUAUGCUCACCGAAAAGAACUUUUUCCAUAAGGUAUCGACGAAAAUAUCUCAACCCAAUAUAUUUAUAUUGAACAACCGAUGGGACGCUUCGGCUUCAGAACCGGAAUUCUUGGAUCAAGUGCGAAGUCAGCACGCCAAUCGUUGCGUGGACUUCCUUUCUCGCGAAUUAAGAGUUUGUUCUCCAAAAGAGGCUGAAGAAAGGAUUUUCUUCAUCUCCGCGAAGGAGGCUCUACUUACCCGCAUGAAGGAGAGGGAGAAACCUGUCUCUUCCCCAAUCUUAGUCGAAGGCCACCAAGUGCGGUACUUUGAGUUUGUGGACUUCGAGCGUAAGUUCGAAGAAUGCAUCAGUCAAAGUGCGGUUCAGACGAAGUUCGCGCAGCAUUCGCGGCGAGGGAAAAAUAUCGCCGCUGACGUCAUGGCUGCUUUGGAACUGAUCUACAACACAGCGUGCAAUAUGAAAGCAACGAAAGUGGAAAAGCAAAGGAUAUUGCAAGAACAACUGACCUGUAUCGAGGAGCAACUCACUUCUAUCACUCGGCAGAUGAAAGAUAAAAUUGGAAAAAUGGUGGAAAGCGUUGAACACAAGGUAUCACUAACGCUGAGCCAAGAGAUCCGUCGUCUAUCGGCAUUGGUCGACGAAUAUGACACGCCCUUCCGGACGGAGCGAGCUGCCUUGGAGCAGUACAAAAGAUCAUUGCACAGACACGUGGAAUCCGGGCUGGGCUCGCGGCUGAAGAAGAGGCUGUCUUCUGAUAUUGGACAUGAGAUGGAUGAAGCGCAGAAGGAAAUGGCAGAUGGUAUGUACAACAUACUGCCAAUCCACAAACGAGCUGCCGCCGCAAGCGUCAUAAUGCCUCACCAGCAACCGUUCGAGGUUCUCUACCGCCUUAACUGCGACAAUCUCUGCGCCGAUUUCCAAGAAGACCUGACUUUCCGAUUCUCUUACGGUAUCACGGCCAUCAUUCAGAGGUUCCAGGGGAAAAAUACGAACAAAAUCGCCUUGAAAAAUCCACCCCAAUAUACACCAAUACCUCCAACAAUCGGUCCACCCGCUCCCAGUGGGGAGUUAUCGCGCAUGGGCAACGGUGGGUCGGUGGUGGGACCUCUUAGCGCUGAAGAGUGGUCCAUGAUAUCCAAGUUCGCCCUCGGAGCACUCACCUCUCAAGGCACUAUGGGCGGACUAUUGCUCUCUGGAUUGUUACUAAAAACGGUCGGUUGGCGCGUAGUAGUGGUGACGGGCGCGAUAUACGGCGCGCUGUACGCGUACGAGCGUCUCACUUGGACGGCCAAGGCCCAAGAGAGAUUGUUCAAGAAGCAGUACGUGGCGCACGCUGGGAAGAAAUUGCGGCUUAUUGUGGACCUCACUUCGGCUAAUUGCAGCCAUCAAGUGCAGCAAGAACUGUCAACGAUGUUCGCGCGGCUCUGUCGUCUAAUAGACGAGGCCACAACCGAAAUGGACUCGGAGCUGACGGAGGUCCGCGAAGCCAUCAAAAUGCUGGACGACGCCUCCACUUCAGCCAAAAAACUACGAAACAAAGCUAAUUAUCUCUCGCACGAGCUGGAGCUGUUUGAUGACGCCUUUCUUAAGUCUAACUAGGAUAGUAAGAGAAUGGUGAAGGAAGAGAUACUCGGGUUGCAUUUCACUGUAAUGGAACACUGAUUGUGACGUCACAAGAAAAAUCGAUAUUAAGGAAUUCUAUUGGCUCUCAUCUCAUUUUAAAAAUGUUUUAUUACACGAUGUUUACGUUUUAAAACUUUUAAUAGACUUAUUAGGGUCCUUCAAAGAAAGAGCCUACAAAUUCUUAAAAGGCCGGCAACGCACUCGCGAACGGCAAAGCCCUCUGGCAUUCAGUGUCUAUGGGCGAGGCAUCACUUAACAUCGGGUGAGCCUCCUGCCCGUUUGCCUCUGUUAAAAGAAAUAUUUGUUGUAAAUUCUAAAUUGGCGACUAAUUACCGCGUACUGUUACAAAAUUUCACUGUGCUCUUUGUAUUAAAACUAAGAAAUCAGUGUUCUAUGUAGGUUUAGUCUAAUUCUCCUGAAGAGGGACAAAAUCAGCCCCUGGUUUAGGCUUAGGCUGCACUGUGGUUAAACCGCUUAAUAAUACGUGUAAUGCAAUAAUUAGGUGCAGGUGUCUGGAUUAAUUCCUAAUAUAUAAUUUUUUCAACCAUACCGAACGUGUCAAAAGGGAGUGUUCAAGUAUUACGUAACGAAUUUUGGGGGGGGGGGUCCUUUUGUAAAACGUUACGAUGUGGGGCGGGAAUUGAAUUACGCACCACCACAUAAUGGUAACUUUUAGGCAUAAAGAGUCACUAGGUGGUCACGAACAGUGAACGUCCCAAAGACAAAAUAUAGUUUCGAAUAGUAAAGAAACAGAAAACAGUUGGUUCUGUCAAUAAUUAUUCGUAGUCAAGGACAAAGGCACGUACGUGAGAAAAAUUUUGUAUGGAAAAUUUAGAAGCGCUACGUGGACAUAAUUAGAACUAAAGAAAUGACCGUGCGUCGUUCCUAUACGUGUAACUAACUAUACAAAUUGUAUGGAAAUAGGUUUUACUCCUAAAUACAUAAUCGCGUACGCCUGAACUAACGAAAGUUAGUCAUAAUCACUUAGAAAACCGCAUUUCUAUGGCAAAAAUUUGUCUUUGUCCUUUCGGCUAAUUUUAUAAUAAAAUCGUGCGGUUGUAACCGCUACGGUUUCGUCGCAGUGCGGUCUAAGCGUUAGUGGUGAGUGCACCAAUUCGAUAGAGUAUAGACCGAGAGGCGAAGCUGGAUUAAUUGUAUUAUUUAUUCGAAGAGCACUAGAGUCGGAGCCGAUUUCAUUAAAAUGGUGGUUACGAAAAUAUAUUUUUUUAAUACUCAGCCAUACAAAUAUAAUCUUAUGUAGAUUAUAUUGUUAUACCAUUUAUUGUAUCGUGAGUUUAAUAUAGUAUUAAACGUGUAUAUAAUUCAUCAAAAUCUUUAAAAAAAUAAUUAACACUAAAGUAUAAAAUGUGAUUCAAGAACAUUUAUUAUUUAAGGAUUACUUUAUGAAGUUUUUUAGGUAAUAUUAGGACCACCAAAAAUACUAAUACAAUACUUUAAAAAUAUGUUUUUUUUUUCGAAACAGGAAGACUAGGCUAUAUACAAAGACGCUGCGAACUAAUUAACGCAAGUGAAAGCGCAAGGAGCUACUAGUAUUUAAAUAAAGUUGUAUAUGUAUCAUUUAUUUAAUACUAUAUUAAACUUAUGAUUGACAAAUUCAAAAAUAUAUAGUUUAAAUGAAACGGUCACGCACUCGUGUCUUUAAUGUAUAGUUCAUGUAAAUUGUUAUUUAUGCCGCUUUGUAGUGAAUCAAGUGUUGGUAUGUUUGUCGUAUGAAUUAUGUUAUUUUGUGUUCAAGAAACGCAUGGAAAUAUUUUUCCAAUGCUGUUUAUUAAUUUUCUAAUUCAGCUUAAUUAAGAAGUUAUUGUUUCUUUAUCUUCACUUAAACUGUUUUAAAUACUAUUUUUCUCCUGACAAGUUUCUAACUAAUUAAAAAGGAGAUAUUAUUGGUCAUUUUUCGUUUGUAAUAAUUAAAAUUUCCUUGCGUUUCUAUUGGUGCUAUACCACACGUGAGGUCGCAGGCUAAUGGGGUUUUAGCUCCUUGUCUUUAGUUAAAUGUAAGACAUUUCUGAAUACAGACCAUUUUUGAACUCGAAUUAUGUGUUAUAAGACUGCUGGUUUUCACUGUUCGGAAGUGAGGUUGGUUUAGGAAAUUUUCAAUGAAAAUUAAAUUAUCUUAAGAUUUUUGGCUCUUUCUCUCAAAUGGAGCUAAUAUAGAGAUGAAUUGAGAAAGGUUGAUUAUCACUUUUUUCUUUGUCCUUGUGAUUAUAAUUUUAAUAUGGCUUGCCUAAAUGACUUUUGAUUAGUAUUCAUUUAAAAAUGUCGUUUUAUUUUUGGUUCCUACUAUUAAACUUUUUAAUUUAAACGUAAAUAAAAAUUGUAUUUGUUUACCCUGCAGUGAACAAACAUAAAAUAGCUUAGGAAAUAUCAUUUAUUGUAUGGAAAACAUGAGCAGCGCUCCGUGGGCAUAUUUAGAACUAAAAUAUUGCUAAGUGUGCAGCCAUAGACCUCACUUGUCGUAUUAGUUUUGUAAUAUAAUUAUUGAAUUGUAAUAAAAACAAUUGACAACUCUUUAUUUUGUAUCAUAUAAUAUGCUUGUUUAGAAAUAUAGUUACCAAUGUAAAGAUUUUAUUAUUUCGUUAAAAAUGGUUAACAGUGUUUUUCUAUACAAGUUUUUUAUAUUUUCGCGGCUGAACUGAUUUCUGGGCACGAACAUUAACAAUAAAAUAAAAAGCUAAAGAUGAAAAAUAAAUUGCAAUGACAUUUUCUAAAUUAUGAUAAUUUUAGAGAUAUGUUGAAAAUUGUAGGGUACAAAGUACCUGUUUAUAUAAUUUGCUAUGCAUGUUAUAUAUGAAUCGGCAAGUUACAUUAGGAGAAAUUUAAUAAAAUGAGAUUAAUCACAACUUAAUACCCCAAAGAAACAUUAAUUAUAUUACUUUAAAUUCACCAGUGAACUAAACAAGUUUGAUUAAAAUAUUUAUUUUUUUCUCUUGAUGUAACUGAUCGUAGUAAAUUAGUUGUAUUAGCCGCUGUUAGUUGAAUUUUCUUGUAAAUAAAAUAUUAAUUAAUAAAA
Messenger RNA from Pieris napi, 5768 nucleotides. RefSeq names its product transmembrane GTPase Marf (gene Marf). Gene Ontology annotation, molecular function: GTPase activity; GTP binding. NCBI's taxonomy places the organism in Eukaryota, Metazoa, Arthropoda, Insecta, Lepidoptera, Pieridae. The record is from RefSeq and is a predicted model, not a curated record. Gene Ontology annotation, biological process: mitochondrion localization; mitochondrial fusion. Bases 404 to 2713 code for a protein of 769 amino acids. The transcript has 16 exons. Gene Ontology annotation, cellular component: mitochondrial outer membrane.